This is a messenger RNA of Hippoglossus stenolepis (Pacific halibut), 856 nucleotides long. RefSeq names its product interleukin-8-like. NCBI's taxonomy places the organism in Eukaryota, Metazoa, Chordata, Actinopteri, Pleuronectiformes, Pleuronectidae. Gene Ontology annotation, molecular function: CXCR chemokine receptor binding; chemokine activity. The coding region runs from base 108 to 389 and encodes 93 amino acids. Gene Ontology annotation, cellular component: extracellular region. The transcript is spliced from 4 exons. Gene Ontology annotation, biological process: cellular response to lipopolysaccharide; chemokine-mediated signaling pathway; antimicrobial humoral immune response mediated by antimicrobial peptide. The record is from RefSeq and is a predicted model, not a curated record.
AGACCUCCUUCCCAGUUUCGGACCGUGUUGCGAGAGGCUGAGCUUUGUACGACUGACGAACACUGCAAAGAUCAGAUUGUGUCUCGGACUCCAGCUUCAGAGCAGAUAUGUCUUUCUUUACAACUGUGGCACUCCUGGUUAUUCUGGCCAUUCCUGAGGGUACCAGUCAGGGGGGUCAAGGAGUGCCUCUGCGAUGUCAGUGCCUCAACAAGGAGAGAAAGCCCAUCGGACGUUUGCUAGAAAGGGUGGAGGUGAUCCCUGCCAGCUCUCACUGCACAAAAAUUGAGAUUAUUGCCACUCUUAAAAAAGAUGGGGGAGAGAUCUGUCUGGACCCUGAAGCUCCGUGGGUCCAAAGAGUGCUCCGGAGAUUGGAUCAACGAACACCUUGAAGAAUAACGGACCGGGACACGUUUUCAUUUACACUGAAGCUUAAAGCGGACACAAAAAGCACAAAGAGCUUGUUCUGUAUCGCAGGAAGGGUUCACGUGGCAGCGGUUGUGCCUAUAAAUCAUCAACACAACAACGAGUGCGGACACAAACGAGGCUUUAUUCUGAAGAGCGUCACACUUUCAAAGAGCUGUUUUUAAAAGCAAUUACAAUAUUUGUAUUUUCUCUUUGUAUGUAGCAAGUUACAGAAGGACAAUUCUGUUCAAUGUGCAAUAUGUGAUGUCUACAAAUGUGCCUCUGUUUUAUCUGUCUCAGAUGUUUCUGUCAUCUAGAAUUUGUUUACAGCUCAAUACUCUGCUGCUUUUUUGUAUCAUGCACAGUAAAUAUUAACUAAAAACGUCACGUAUAACUCAAAAGUUCAGCAUUUUAUUUGUCUACAAAAUGCAUCAAUAAAACAGUUCUCUCUUGA